AUGGCUUAUUCAUCACCAAAUUUUAAUGAUGUAAGUGAGCAAAACUCAAGUAACCGUAGGUCAAUUUUGCCUAAUCGUUUAUCCCAUCAACCAAAUUGUCAUUGUUUUGACCAUGAUGUCAAUGAAACAUAUGGAAGACCGCAAUAUAAUGAAGAUCCUUCAGUCGUUUUUAGAAAACAAGGAACCAAUCGUACUGAAGGCACAGCAAGAUGUAUGAAUGGCAUAUACAAAGCCAAAAGGGUACCUAUAGAUGAUCGAACAUGUUGCGAUGUGCAGCCUAAUUGUCGAUCUUCGAUUGCUUCUAAUCGUUCUCGAGAUUGUAAUCGACAAAUGAAUUGUUGCGAAAGAACACGAAAUUUACCCAACGUUUAUCCUACACCAAAUCGAAUUCGUGUUAAACCACGUACAUGUGUGAUAGAUAUUAGUAUAACAUGCAAUGGUGGUCGUGGUAAUGCACCAGUAACAAUUAAAACAAAUGAAAUACCAACAAGGCUCCCACUUACAAAUUCAAAAGCAACAAUCGAAAAUCCUGGUUACAUUGAUUUAGACUUGCGUUCACCAGGACAUACUGCUGAACUAAAAACAGAUGGUAUUAUACGUAAUCAAUGA
This is a messenger RNA of Rotaria sp. Silwood1, 609 nucleotides long. The record is from the annotation of a GenBank genome assembly. NCBI's taxonomy places the organism in Eukaryota, Metazoa, Rotifera, Eurotatoria, Philodinida, Philodinidae.